Oncorhynchus gorbuscha (pink salmon) is the source of this 1949-nucleotide messenger RNA. RefSeq names its product F-box protein 5 (gene fbxo5). Gene Ontology annotation, molecular function: protein binding; zinc ion binding. The transcript is spliced from 5 exons. Bases 396 to 1586 code for a protein of 396 amino acids. NCBI's taxonomy places the organism in Eukaryota, Metazoa, Chordata, Actinopteri, Salmoniformes, Salmonidae. The record is from RefSeq and is a predicted model, not a curated record. Gene Ontology annotation, biological process: regulation of mitotic nuclear division; negative regulation of meiotic nuclear division. Gene Ontology annotation, cellular component: nucleus.
ACAUAUUUUCUACUGUAUUUUCCAAGAAAGGUUUUUAAACUGAAAAUAACUAAUGGUAUUUGUUUGAAAUACUGGGGGGAAAAUGCAGCGGUCUAUUGCGCUCUGACGUAUAACGUCAGCGUGCGCUUUUCUCUACUCCCAUUUGUUUCCCGGUUUAAAGGUAACUGCCGUGCUUGGUCCUCAUUGGUGUGCGCCUUUUGGACACGGAUUUCAAAUGUGUAGCUAGGAAACAGGCGCAUUUUCAUAUUGUCUUCAUUCAAGUAGUUCUCAAGUUUGUGAAACCCCGCUUAGCGAGCUAAUGUCGUUAGCAAAAGUUUAACAGCAGAAAUAGGUGGGAAUCAAGAAGUCAUUAAAGUUACAGGGUUACAAUUUGAACACAAUCAGUCAUUAAAAAAAUGAAAUAUCCGUCCAACUACGAGGAACCCCGAUUUCCAUGCGACAUGGAGAAACAUGUCACAUACAAGGAGUCUGGCCUGAGAACCUCACCACUAAAGGAAUGCGCCCAAGUAGUAGCCAAAUCACAGCUCUCACCAUGUGUCACCACAGCUGCAAACUUUUGCCUCGAGGAUGAUGUGAAAGGUGUUCACAAUAAGGAGAAUAACCAACAUAAUGUGGACCUUGACGGGGUGAACCUAGGCUGUGAAGCAUUCGAGGACAGCGGUUUCCUGUCUUUACAGAACAGCCAGAUAGAGGACUUUGAUAACAUAAAGGAACUAGAAAAGUCUCCAGGACAGCAUAUAUUCUCCCCAAGUACUCCAGUUGCUGAUUAUCACAACAAGGCUACGCAUACUGCCUCAAAACUCCCCAUACUGAAGUUUCAACACGCUGUAUGCCAAGAACUCGCCAACAGUUUCAAGAGGACCCAAAGCUAUGACUGGUCUGUCAUUAGCAGGCUAGCAGAGGACUCUGGCCUUGAAAGGGUUAUUGGUGGGCACUUGGGCCUUGAAUGUAUGGACGUUUUAAAAGCACUGCUAGAGAGGGACAUGAAGCACAUCCUCACAAGGAUCCUGCUUCUGCUAGGAGAUGUAGACUUAAUAAGCUGUAGAAAAGUGAGCAAGACCUGGAGAAAAGUAAUCUGCCAAAACAAGUCUGCACUCUGUAGAUGCGACCAGGCUAAAGAGCGACUCAGGGACACAAGAACCUCUGCAGGACUGGAGAAUGUGGGCUCUUUGACGCGAGAUGUGGCGCUGUCCCGGGUUGUGAUGUCCUGUAUGCAGAGAGUAGCUUCAACCCCUAUCCAGAAGUCUACCUAUAGGACGCGCUCCCAGAGAGAAGGUACACAGACGCUGUACUGCUCCCAGCAAUCUCGCUUCAGAGAAUACCAAGAGGCUGCCAGUUUGCUGAAGCAGCACGAGUCGUUGAAACCCUGUAAACGCUGCGGCUCUCCUGCCAAGCACAAUGCAGACGCCAUGAGGGCCACCUGUACCCGCCUCAGCUGUGGAUUUGACUUCUGCACCCUGUGCCAGGGCCCUUUUCAUGGCUCCUCAGCCUGCCAGACAGGGCUGGCCCGGGGGCCUAGCAGCUCCAGGGCUAACCCUAUCCUCAUCGGCAGUGCUCGCAGCAAGAGGAACGUCAGACGCCUGUGAGAUCAAUGCAGCCCUGGAUGAAGACUCAAUCAUUAACCUUUUUAAAACCAACAACAUUUCAAAUCUUAUUUAUUAGUUUUAGUCAUGGACCUUUUAACACACUGCCCCCUCUCAGGCCAAAAGGAUCUCGGGCUAUUGGAAUACUCUGUGUUAGAACACACUGUAUUCUGUGACAAUCCCGUGAUGUCAGUUGUCCGGCAUUAGUCGUCAGAAAGCGACAAUCUUACUGGAAGCCAAAAAAUAUCAUUUUACCUGAAUUGUACAUUAAUUGAAUAUUUCUUAAUGGAAUAUCUGUAUGUAAAUAUAUCUUUUUAAAUGUGAGAUGUAAAUAUUUAUAUUGUUGAAAUAAAAUAUCUUUGGGGA